Molecule: messenger RNA, 723 nt
Organism: Lasiodiplodia theobromae
Lineage: Eukaryota; Fungi; Ascomycota; Dothideomycetes; Botryosphaeriales; Botryosphaeriaceae
Product: Zinc finger protein
Exons: 2
Coding region: 1-723 (240 amino acids)
Source: RefSeq, a predicted model, not a curated record
AUGGACUAUUACCCCGAUCAACUCAUGAUCCCGGUCUCCCGUGGCGCCAGGAACCUAGCUGCGCAAUACGGCCUCCACCAAGGCCAAGCAGGAUACACAACACAACAGUUGAACGGCUCAACCCAUGCAGGCUACCCGCCCAUCCACGUCCACGCCGGCGCCACCUUCAACGCCACCAUCCACAUGAACGUCUACCCCAACUCCUCCUCCUCCUCCUCCUCCUCCUCCUCCCCCCACUGCGGCCCCGACAACCACCCCAUCAUCUUCCCCCGCAUCGACGACGACGACAACCACCACCGCCACCAUCACACCGUCACCAUCGACUCCAACACCCAAUGCCGCCACUGCGACCACCGCUUCGACGCGCCCUACCUGCUGACCGCGCACAAGAGCCGCAACAGCCUGCACUGCGCCUGCUGCCGGCAAUGCUUCGCCAGCUGGACCGACCACCUCGAGCGGAGCGGCUGCAGCGGCCGAAACUACUACCCCAACGACGAGGACUACUGGCUGACGCGCCAGCACAAUCGCGGUAGCGGUAGGGUCAUUGGGGAGUUGGACGAGUUGGAUCUGAUGCGGGGCGGAGGAGGCUGGCACGAGGAUGAGGCCGUCAACUACGGGCCGGAUGGCGGCAGUUGGGUCUUCGAGAGGCGGAGUAGGAUGAGGCGGAGGAGAAGGAGGUCUAGGGGAAGGUAUGGCGCUACGCUCCGACAGUUUCUGAUUUGA